Ctenopharyngodon idella (grass carp) is the source of this 3418-nucleotide messenger RNA. RefSeq names its product nicotinamide phosphoribosyltransferase 2 (gene nampt2). Gene Ontology annotation, biological process: NAD+ biosynthetic process. Gene Ontology annotation, molecular function: nicotinamide phosphoribosyltransferase activity. NCBI's taxonomy places the organism in Eukaryota, Metazoa, Chordata, Actinopteri, Cypriniformes, Xenocyprididae. The record is from RefSeq and is a predicted model, not a curated record. The transcript is spliced from 11 exons. Bases 219 to 1712 code for a protein of 497 amino acids.
CCUUUCCGCCCCGUUGUGUCUGAUACUGGACUAUGCGACCUAUCCGUGCGCUCUCUCACAUAUACAAGAUACUGAGGUGAUCGUAUAACACUACAUUUCCUCUGGGCCAACCUGAAAGGUAUUGAAAAGAAGACUAUUAAAAAGCGGUGUCACACGGCUCGGACCACAUACAUACCGGAGUGAAGCGACAUCGUUUCGCUUUUACUUUGUCCUCGAGGAUGGCAGCUCAGGAUUUCAAUUUUUUACUUGCGACGGAUUCUUAUAAGAUUACCCACUACAAGCAAUACCCACCCAAUGUCAAUAAAGUCUACUCCUAUUUUGAGUGUCGGCGCAAAAAGGGGGCGCAGUUCAGUGAGGUGGUGUUUUUUGGCCUCCAGUAUCUCCUGAAGAAAUACCUAGCAGGUCAAGUUAUCACAGAGGAAAAGAUUCAGCAGGCGAAAGUCUUUUAUCAGAUGCACUUUAAACAGGCAGUGUUCGAUGAAGAGGGAUGGAGAAAAGUUUUAGAGAAAUAUGAUGGCCGCCUUCCAAUCCGUAUCAAAGCAGUUCCCGAGGGGAAGAUCAUUCCCAGAGGGAACGUUCUUUUCACCGUGGAGAACACAGAUCCAGAUUUCUUCUGGCUCACCAAUUAUAUUGAGACGAUGCUGGUCCAAAUGUGGUACCCCAUCACCGUGGCAACAAUGUCCAGGGAGUUCAAAAAGAUUCUGGCCAAGCACCUGAAGGCCACGUCAGGGAGCCUGGAGGGUCUGGACCUCAAGCUGCAUGACUUUGGCUACAGAGGGGUGUCCUCACAAGAGUCGGCAGCACUUGGUGGAGCUGCACAUCUGGUGAAUUUCUGCAGCACAGACACAGUGGCUGGUCUGCUGAUGGCACAGCAAUACUAUGGAUGUCCUAUGGCCGGAUUCUCCAUCCCUGCUGCGGAGCACAGUACCAUCAUCUCCUGGGGUAGGAGCCGAGAGAAGGACGCAUUCGAGUGUCUGCUGGACCAGUUUCCCUCUGGGCCUGUAGCUGUGGUUAGCGACAGUUAUGACAUUUUUAAGGCUUGUAAGCAUAUCUGGGGGGACAAGCUGAAAGAGAGAGUGAUGGAGAGGAGUGAGGAUUCUGCUCUCAUUAUUCGCCCAGACUCCGGGGACCCCGCUGAGACCCUCAUCGAGGUGAUAAAGAUUUUGGAGGAGUGUUUUGGAUGUUCUCUGAACUCAGUUGGUUACAAGGUGCUCCCAUCAUACCUGCGCAUUAUCCAGGGGGAUGGAAUUGAUCUGAACUCGAUUAAUGAGAUUCUGGAGAAACUAAGCGAUGAGGGUUGGAGUGCUGAAAAUGUGUUUUUCGGUUGUGGAAGUGCACUCCUGCAGAAAAUCAACAGGGACACGCUUAACUGCGCUUUCAAGUGCAGCUAUGUGGAGACCCAUGGCAAAGGCAUGGACGUCUAUAAGCAGCCAGUGACGGACCCAUCUAAAGGAUCCAAGCGUGGCCGUCUCUCACUGAGGAGAAACUCAGAUGGCUGCAUUGAGACAGUGGAAAGAGGAGCGGGCAAACCAGAGGAGGACAUGUUGGUGACUGUGUUUGAAAAUGGGACCAUCCUGCAGGAAUACACUCUGGAUGAGAUCCGUAAAGCUGCUCAGCUUUGGGAGGAAGACGUGAGCCCUUCCCAACACAACAAAGAAGACGGCACUACUCUGGACAUCCACCAGAAGCACAUAAUGAAUGGUGUGCGUUAAUAAACACAGUAUGCACGCUGUUCUCAACACUGCCGCUCACAGACCAACCACUGAUGUACUCGAGUAUAGCAGAACGCAGUGCUGCCAAUACACUAUACAAUUACAUAUCGCAUCUGACUUUUAGACUUUUGAGGCAACCCGUAAAUUUUGGAUUUUUUUUUUUUUUUUUUUUUUAUUGGUUCCUCCUUUAUUUUCACCACUCUUUGAGGUGCCAAAUGUCUUUGUUGGUGCUUUAGCAUGAAUAUGUUACAGCAGUAUACUGACGGCAGGGUUUGCUUUCAGUUGAUUGUAAUGUUGUUAAAGCAUCACCUGGCAGUACAUUGAUAAAUGAAGGAAACUUCAUUUGAGGUGAUCUAAUGAUCGUAUCUGGGCUUCUGUACCAGCGCUUCUGCACAUGAUUCUGGUUUCUGAUGUGAUGUACACUAAAAUUGCAAAAAUUAGAUUUAAAAAUCACUAUCUGUUUAACUUUUUUAAAGGAUUUUGGGUGUUCUUUUAAUCAUUUUUUGUAGAUGCCCAUAAUGCCAAGAUAGCAAUGAUGCAUUUUUUACUUUAAAAAAAUAUAUUUUACAUAGAUACAGACUUGAAGAUUACCCACCUUCUUGCCUACCUUCUUGCUGUUACAUAACUCCCUUAUAGUUGCUUCCUGACCUAUCAGAAUAAUAUUUUUGUUUAGAGAUGGACAAAUGUCUUCUCUGGAGUUUUAUAGGACGGUAAAUUGAUCUUGAUGUUAUAAUUACUACCUUAAUGGAGUACAUGCUGCAUAGAAAAGUUUCCCUGCUAAUACUUAUAGAGUGAUUUAUGUGGAGUUGGUUUUAGACUUCCAUCUGAGAUGCACGGAAUACAUCAUAAGAACACUUCCCAGUGUUCUGUCUCCAUACAGCUGCUGAUGGUGCCUUAAAAGCCACUCGGACCUCAAUGCCGGUCCCUCUUUCUUGCUUUGUCUUUUCCUCCCAUUGUUUUUCACACUUAAAGGGAUAGUUCACCCAAAAAUUAAAAUUCUGUCAUUUGCUCACUCUCAAGAUGUUCCAAACCUGUAUGAAUUUCUUUUUUCUGCUGAACACAAACUAUGGAAGUCAAUGGGGACCAUCAACUGUUUGGUUACCCACAUUCUUUAAAAUAUCUUCUUUUGUGUUCAGCAGAAGAAAGAAAUUCAUACUGGUUUGGAACAACUUGAGGUUGAGUAAAUGAUGACAGAAUUUUCUUUUUUAUGUGAUUAUCCCUUUAAUAUUGUCCAUCACGCUCAUCCUUCCCUAUGUUCUCAUUCUAUGUGACUCACAUAUGAAUGAUGUUCAGAUAUUUUUUUUCCUGUUGCCUUAUGUUUUUUGCUGUCAAGCUUCUGUCACAUUUGACAUCUAUAUGCUGAUGCAGAAUGAGAUGUGCAGUGGGUUUAAUUACAGUGUACACUGACUAUUGUGUCAUCAUCUUAGUGUUCAAUAAUGGAAAUGACUUAUUUCUGAUUCGUUCCAGACAUCUGAAAUGAAGCUGUUGACCCUACCUCUUUUUUUUAACUAAUAAGACUGUAUAUUAAUAUGAAGUGAUGAUCAUUAUACUUAAAUAGCAUCUAUUCUGUUGUGUAAAUACUCUUUAAUGGUAGUUUGAAUGAUAAAUUUUGUCUUGAAGUUUUAGCGUUCCUGUUGCAUUUUUUGAUUUUACAAAAGUAAUAUUUUGAAUGACAAAAAGACUAUAAUAAAUAUGGAUUGAACUUC